This is a messenger RNA of Cannabis sativa, 1474 nucleotides long. RefSeq lists its product as uncharacterized. The transcript has 7 exons. Lineage: Eukaryota; Viridiplantae; Streptophyta; Magnoliopsida; Rosales; Cannabaceae. The record is from RefSeq and is a predicted model, not a curated record. The coding region runs from base 191 to 904 and encodes 237 amino acids.
GGUGUACGAUGAAAUUAAGCUGAAACACCCCAUCUACAUUACGAUAAUCUCUGUCUCUUCCAGCCAGCUCCAUAAGUCGGUUUCAGGAAAAAGAAAUCCCAAAUCAGUGGGACAAGAUAAACCCUAGUGAUACUUUACCAUCUCCCAACUGUAAUAUUUUAAUUGAUACUUCAAAUUUCGAUCGGGGAAGAUGAAGGAGGGGGAUGGUAAAGAUAGAAACGAUAAUCCUUGGCCGUCGUCUCCAAACAACCCGUCCCAAAAAGAGGACAUGAAACUUUGGGGAGUUUUCCUCUUCGGAUUAAUUGGCGCCACCGUCACCACGUUCGCGGUUGGUCAGUUGCGAAGAACUGUUGAUUGGUUUUACUCUCAGGUAUUGAGCAGAUCACAGACAUGGAAAGGAGGAUCAGGCAAAUCAUUCCGAUCAUCUUUUCAGGAGGAAGCUUGGAAAAAAUACAAUCGACGGAUGCAAGAAGAGUAUGAAGAAGAAAUGGAAAGAGUGGAACGGAUAAGGCGUAUGCAAAAUGUGUUCAAUAGAGAGAGGAAUAAAUACAAAAGGGGAUACGAUAGUUGGAGGGAAAAAGAUUAUAGUUCUUAUCAUCAACAUUUCCAGCGAGAUGAUUGGUAUUGGAAGUCUGAUACAUCUUUCAGAGACAGAAGGGCUAACUAUAGGGAAGCUCCUAGAGAAAAUGUUAGCUACUCCUUAUCUCAUCACUACACGGUGUUGGGUCUUGAUAGGUUCCGAACAAAACCCUACACAGAAGCUGAGAUUAAGACAGCAUUUAGGAGCAAGGCGAAGGAAUUUCACCCUGAUCAGAACCAAGACAAUAUAGAGGUUGCUGAAGCCAAGUUUAAGGAGGUAAUGACUUCCUAUGAAGCCAUAAAGAACGAGAGAAAGGCCGCAUAGUUUUGUAAAUUCAUGGCUGCCACUCUCUCUCCAAGUCCUACAAGGCUACAACUGGAGAUUUUGUUAUUAAUUUUUUUGUCCUACUAAAUUUUGAAGCAUCUGCAUGCUAUUGCUACAUUUCAACUCUUUCGAAGAGUACUGGCAGAUCGCAGAGUGUCUUACAACGUAUAAAGAUUGAUUUCACCUGAAAGAUUUGGCGAUCUUGUGCUACGCAGAAGGAGCCUCAUGUACAGUACACACAAAAUAAAAAGUAUUCUCUUGAGAGAACAUGCCAUCAAAUCAUACCUAAAAACAGCCAAAGCCAAUGUAAUAAUAUCUUGUGUUCAUAUUAUUUUUCGUAACCAACUAUGUAAAUUUUCUUCUGAAAGCCUCUUUUAUUUCACAGCAUUGCUAUGGAUACUAAGGUGUUUAGCACCACUAUGAGGUAUGAGGUAGGUGUUCUUCUAUAAUUGGUUAGUAGUUUUUUUUAUAAUAUUUAUCAAAAUAAAAUAUGGAGAUUUGAUAUUGAAUGACACCAAUACCGAUAUUAUAUUUUAUAAAGGUGUUAAGCACCAUAUGUGUAUUUUAGCA